GGGGAGAAGACAACAUGGCGGCUGCCUUGUGGCCCUGAUAGCCGGCGCGCAAAGACCUGCCAGGGGCUGACGCCCCCCAGGACGAGGCGAGGGAGGCACAGUAACUCUGCAGACAAGAUGUCUACAACAAAGCUGUAUAAACUGGACAAUGGAAACAGUUAUGCAACCAACUGCUUCCCUGCCAGAAACAUUUUGCGGACAAGUGAAGAAGGGGCUGGUCACUGGCUGGUGGCUCACAGAGCUGCCCAGAAGACCAAGUUUGAAGCAAUGAUCUGUGCGAAAUCCCUUCAAGAGAAAGUAGGGGGGACUCCACAGUACAUGGAAGAGCUCCAACACCAUGGAUAUACAGAUGAAAUGGUUCAAGAGAAUAUGCUAGAUGGGCCAUUUCUGAUUAAUCUCCACUGUGUGAAGAUCCCUUCAGAUCUGUGCUCUGUGGAUAUAAGCAACAAAAAUCUGGUCUCAGCUAAAGAAGAUGACUUCGAGCAGUUUGAUUCCGUCGCUUAUAUCAAUGCUACAGAAAACCUAUUGACAUUAGAAGCAUUUCAUAAGUUUUCUGGGCUAAGGGAACUAGAACUUUCCUUGAAUGGACUAAGAAAUCUUAAAAUCAGCGCUGGAGACUUUCUGCACUUGGAAAUACUGGAUCUUUCGUAUAACAAUUUGUCUCCUGAGGAUGUUCGGACAUUGGGAGUUUUGUCUCAACUUAAGGUUCUUCACCUAACGGCCAAUGGACUUAGAUCUCUUCCUUCUGACCUGACAGUUUCAGAGAAUGACAGCCCAAGUUGUUUAAAGUUUCCAUCUCUAGAAGUCUUGUUGCUGGAUGACAAUUAUCUUUCUCACCCGAGCGUCUUUGUAAGCCUGGCUAAUCUCCGCAGCCUGAAGCAGUUAAACCUGGACAAGAAUGGGAUUGCAGAGGUCCCUUACCUGCAUCAGAUGGAGAAUUCCCAGUUCUCCCUCCACCCACAGUUGGCAAGGAUGGGAACCAAGGCAGAGUCACGCAGCUUUCCGUCUAGAUUCGGACAGAAGCACGAGCAGCCGCUGCAAGGUGGGGGAGGAUUGCAAGGCCAGCUGGUGACGGAGAAAGAGCAACUAGAAUACUUAAUUUUACAAAACAACCAGGAUCCAGACAGGACAGAGGUUGUUUUCACUUCUGCCUCUCGAGAACCACCAUUGCUGGACGUUUUCAUGGAGAGAAACGACCGUUCAUGUCUCGCCGAUGCUGGGACUCCCCCUACCAGUUUCAGGAACACCUUGAGCCAGGAGUUUACGCCCCCUUUUCCGGAACUGCGCUAUCUGAGCCUGGCCAACAACAAGAUCAAAAAUGAGGAGGACCUGCUAGCCGUGGCUCUCUUUCCCUCUCUGGCGGAGCUGACAUUCCAUAGCAACCCCUUGACCACCCUCAGGAGCGGUGAUCCACCUUUGCUAACCAGUUUCCUUCAGCACAGACUUGGGAUUAAGCUAAUUAGAAGAAAGAUUUCAAAACUGGAGAAACCGCACAUCUUUAUUCCAGUCAAGGCCAAUAGGAAGGUAACAUCACAUGUCCCAAAGGUUCCAAAGCAGCCGCUGAUGCUAGACGCUCCUCUUGAGUCCUCCUUUUGGAAACUCUGGUCAGAUACAGAGGGGGGUAAACUAGAGGAGUCUGAGGAAGGAUCACAUAGGUUGAGCCUGUCUGAUCCUCUUCCGCCAAUCAGACCAUCGUCAGCACAGCAGCACCAGGAGCCUUAUGAUGACACCAAAAUGCUUGGUAGCCACAGGGAGAUGCCGGAGAAAGAGAAAUGUGAUUCCAAGCUUGCUCCUGCCAGCGCUGAAGAUGACAUUGAAUUCUUCUUUCUGACUCAGCUGGAUGAUGCAGAUGACAUCUCCAGCUCUGUUUGGAGACAUGAACUGGAGGAAAGACAAGGGAAGAGGAAACAAAAGUCCAGAACAUCGGGCAGCUGCACAUAUAUUCCCAUGAAAUAUAAGGGCUAUGAAGAAUUGCUCCGUGUGAAAACUGACCCCGAGUUCAUUGAACCAGCGGGAAUGCAGCAAAAUGUCCAGGCGCUGAGGCGUGCUCUGAAACAGCCCCUGGUGUAUCGUGACUCGAAGGCAAGGCUCGACAGUGUGCAGAAGCCGUAUGUGCCCAGAAAAAAGAAGAUGGGGAAGCCACCAGGCCCUCCCUCUCGAAAGACUAAAGCCGAGGUGCUGGAAAACGUCCUCCGAGCCAUGAGAGGCAAUGUGAACAUCAGAGAAGUUCCACUAGUGUCUGUUCUGCGAAAGAAGAAAUCCAACCGGAGGGCAUAUCAGGAGGCUCUGGGGCUGAUGAAGGAAUUCCACCAGAAGUACAAGGCUGCUUUGGCAACUUCUAAUAAGGCGAUUUGCAAGGAGAGUGUGACUAUCCCAGAGCUGGGGCAAAGCCCAACUCAAGAAACUUUUGUCGAGAUCGAGGAAAGUAAAUCAGAGACUCUGCCUCAGGACACGGAUGAGAGCGAGAGCCUUAACCAUUACCUGUCACUGGAGAAAAGUUCCUCUCGUAAGAGGAGCGGAGUGACAUUUGCUUUGUAAACUGGCCUGUGGAGAACAGGAACGCCUCAACUUUUGUGUUUCUCUCUAGAUAGAUUUUUGAGUUAAUUUUAUAACAAGGUUAGUGCACUUUUAGUAGCGAGGGUUGAAAAUGCAGCACAGUGAAAGGGUUUGUGUGUAACAUGCCAGUACAAUUGUGCUCGAGUCUACAUAGUUACAGCUGCACUCAGUGAAAUAAACAAAUGGCUCACAAAACACCUGGUCAGUUAUUGCCCUGCUGCUGCCACCAGCAAGGCCUGUGCCGCUAACAUGGUUAUUCUGAAAUAAGGAAUCUAGCGGGCUCACAUGCAGCAGGUGCACAGGCACCUGGCACACUGCAGUGAUUGAUGGGGGCAAGCGUAGCAGAAAUCCUUUCAGCACGCAGGGUGCAGUGCAGUGGCUAUAGAUGGGUGGCUAAAGGCACUCAGGGACUGCACCGUAUGUGGGUGGGUGUCCUUCAUAAAGUAGUGAAAACAGAGGGACGGGCAACAAAUGGAGCUGGUUUCAUGUGCUGCCAUACUAACUUCAGCUCAUUAACCCUGCCCGGUUAAAUGUACAUGGACGGUGAGUUCUCUUCACAGGCCGCUCACACCUCAGACUACCCAGUGCACAUGGAUUCUGGACCUAGGAAACUAACGCAUUAAAGUACUUGUAUUUCUAGCAUAGAUAAGCAAGGUGAGGAUUCCACUUCCCAUAACUGAAUCAUUCUGAGCUAGGACUAGGUAAGAACUCAAGCCAAAACAUUACAACAGUUUCUAAGCAAAUUAUACUCCAGCGCCUGCAUUUUUGGCAUGUUUCAUGGGUCACACCUGUAGCAUAACCCGUCAAUCAUGCACCUCCUUAGUGGUUGUGUCUUACAGUCUUUUCCAGAGCAGCGGGGGGCUGUAUUUGUGAAAUGUGUGAAGCUGAUACACUCUUCAGUUCUAAGGCAAGUGGAGUAACUAAGGUCACUGCUGGAAGCUCAUCUAGUGUUCAGAUUUUAAAACAAGUUACUAGCCAUUUGCUCCUACUGUGCAAGUACAGCUGCUGCUGAGGUCACCUUGCUUGGAGUACAGCAAUAGCCCAAAGAGAUUUAAAAAUGUUCUACAUGGCUCAGAAUUGAGUUAGGAAAACAAUGUGUGGGCUUAGUCAUAUUUAAAAUUAAAGCCCCCUCCCCUCAACUCCAGAGGUGCAGUGGCAGGGUGAAGGAGCACGACUGUCAAUCAGUAACACCCAUUGUGACAGUAGCUGUAAAGUUGUUCAGACCCCGUUUGACUGCCUGAAUGGGCUGUGUUUGUGCUUGUACUGAAGUACUUCGUGCAGCACUCAUCAAUGCAAAGACUCAUUUUCCUGUAAGAGGCAGAUGUUUGACAGAAACAAUCACAGGGCUUAUGGGGAGUGACCUGGGAGGAAUGAUUAAAAGAACCAGAGUGGAAGUGUGGGCCAGAUUCAACCCCGAAGGAAUUCCAGGGCACUUGGGCUAAUUUACCUAAACAAAAUCUAAAAUGGUGAUAAUGCUCAACAUGUGCAGUGUGGAAAGACUGUAAACCUCCUUUAAGGGGAAGAUACUAUUUCCGUUCGGCAAGCUGAGCCGGCAAUACUGCAUCCAGGACUGGUGGCCACAUUUUAAAGGGAGGUUGAAAAGCGCCCAGAAGAGCCAUUAAAAAUGAUUUGAGGCGUGAUGAGAGACUGAAUGAGCACAAUCUAUUUAGUUUGUCAAAAAGAAUGAGAGGGGACAAUCAGGGCAUAUAAACACCUUCACAGAGAAGAGAGGAGCUACUAAGGGCUCUUUUAAUCUAGCAGAGAAAGCUGUAACAAUCCCAGUGCCCCGCCGCAGCCUG
Molecule: messenger RNA, 4355 nt
Organism: Chelonoidis abingdonii (Abingdon island giant tortoise)
Lineage: Eukaryota; Metazoa; Chordata; Testudines; Testudinidae
Gene: XRRA1
Product: X-ray radiation resistance associated 1
Cellular component (GO): nucleus
Molecular function (GO): protein binding
Source: RefSeq, a predicted model, not a curated record